Molecule: messenger RNA, 831 nt
Organism: Malus domestica (apple)
Lineage: Eukaryota; Viridiplantae; Streptophyta; Magnoliopsida; Rosales; Rosaceae
Product: anaerobic nitrite reductase HBII-like
Molecular function (GO): heme binding; oxygen binding
Source: RefSeq, a predicted model, not a curated record
ACCUAAUCCUCAGUGGGUUUUACUAUAUAUAUUCUCUGCCCAAGAAUAUUGAUGUUAUUCUGAACACAUCCUCAAUACAGCUUAAUUUCAGAUUCUGACUUCUUCAAGUUUUGUAGUAAAGCCUUAAAUUGUUAUAGCAUGGAAGGCAAAGUUUUCACAGAAGAGCAGGAAACACUGGUGGUGAAGUCAUGGGGUGUGAUGAAGCAGAAUGCUGCUGAAUUGGGCCUUAAGUUUUUCUUGAAGGUCUUUGAAAUUGCACCAUCAGCUCAGAAGCUGUUCUCUUUCUUGAAGGACUCUGAUAUUCCUCUUGAGAAGAACCCAAAGCUCAAGUCUCAUGCCAUGUCUGUCUUUGUCAUGACUUAUGAAUCAGCCGUUCAACUGAGGAAAGCAGGCAAAGUUACAGUGAGAGAGUCAACCUUGAAAAGAUUAGGUGGUGUCCACUUCAAGUCUGGAGUGGUAGAUGAACAUUAUGAGGUGGUCAAGUUCGCAUUGUUGGAAACAAUAAAGGAGGCAGUGCCAGAAAUGUGGUCAGCAGAGAUGAAGAAUGCAUGGGAAGAAGCUUACGAUCAGUUGGUUGCUGCUAUAAAAUCGGAAAUGAAGCCCUCCACUUAAAUGAAGCCCUCCCCUUACGAUCAGUGCUACAACUCAAGUUCUUUCUCUCAUUUGUAAUUUAAUAAGAUGGAAAGACUGUGCGCCUCUCUUUGUUUGGUUGCUUGUGCUUUUCUUUUGUUUAAGUAGCAAUUCUAGUUUCUUUUUCCCCUUUUCCAUAACAUUUAUGUAUUUUUUUGUAAGAUUAUGAAUUUUAAAUUUGAGACAAACUUUAACCCGUUA